This is a messenger RNA of Hibiscus syriacus, 4841 nucleotides long. Its product is annotated as lysine-specific demethylase 5D-like. NCBI's taxonomy places the organism in Eukaryota, Viridiplantae, Streptophyta, Magnoliopsida, Malvales, Malvaceae. Gene Ontology annotation, cellular component: nucleus. Gene Ontology annotation, biological process: chromatin remodeling. Gene Ontology annotation, molecular function: DNA binding; histone demethylase activity. The record is from RefSeq and is a predicted model, not a curated record.
AGUCUUUCUUUUCGUUUUAUCAUUCACUAACAAAGGUAACCUUACAAUCCCCGCUAAAGGUACGCUUAAAACCCUAGAAAAUCUUACUCUAAUUUUAUUACAUAUAUUUGAAACGAAGGACGCGUUACUGUUAUUAUUGCUUGUCAAAAACAGUUAUGUGAUCGUAUUGAUAUGCAUGGUGUUUUGUCUAGAUUUUAUGUACAAGUUGAGGUGGUGGCGGUGAUGGGGAAGGGGAGACCUAGGGCAGUUGAAACAGGGCAAAAUUUGAGCGUCUCAUCCACUGGGUCAUUGAAUAUACAGUCAGGGCCGGUUUAUUACCCCAGUGAAGAGGAGUUCAGGGACCCAUUAGAGUAUAUUUAUAAGAUCAGGCCAGAGGCCGAGCCAUAUGGGAUUUGUAAGAUUGUUCCACCUAAGACUUGGAGCCCUCCAUUUGCCUUGAAUGUGGAGUCUUUUACUUUUCCUACUAAAACACAAGCGAUUCACCAGUUGCAGGCACGGCCUGCUUCUUGUGAUUCAAAGACCUUUGAGUUAGAGUAUAAUAGGUUUUUGGAAGGACAUUGUGGUAAGAAGUUGAAGAAGAGUGUGAUUUUUGAAGGGGAGGAGUUGGAUUUGUGUAAAUUGUUUAAUGCUGUGAGGAGGUAUGGGGGUUAUGAUAAGGUUGUGAAGGGGAAAAAGUGGGGGGAGGUUUUUAGGUUUGUGAGGUCCUGGGAGAAGAAGAUUUCAGAGUGUGCUAAGCAUGUUUUAUGUCAGUUGUAUAGAGAGCAUUUGUAUGAUUAUGAAACUUAUUAUAAACGGUUGAGUCAGGAGAGGGCAAAGAGUUACAAGAGAGGCAUCAGUGAGGAUGCAGAGAGUGAAAAGAAGGUUAAAAUUUAUAGCUGCAAGAGGAGAAGGAAGAAUAGUGACCAUCGGAAUGAUACGGUUUGUAAGGUCGAGGACGAAGAUCUUGAUCAGAUAUGUGAGCAAUGUAGAAGUGGGUUACACGGGGAAGUGAUGCUACUGUGUGAUAGAUGUAAUAAGGGGUGGCAAUAUUGUCUAUCACCACCUUUGAAGCAGGUUCCACCAGGUAACUGGUACUGCUUUGAGUGCCUGAAUUCUGACAAAGAUAGUUUUGGUUUUAUUCCUGGAAAACAGUUUACAUUGGAAGCUUUUAGGCGUUUGGCUGAUCGAGCCAAGAAGAAAUGGUUUGGAUCUGGAUGUGUUUCAAGGGUACAGAUAGAGAAAAAGUUUUGGGAGAUUGUGGAGGGUUUGGCAGGUGAAGUGGAAGUUAUGUAUGGAAGUGAUCUGGAUACUUCUGUUUAUGGGAGCGGUUUUCCACGUAUAAAUGACCAGAGGCCAGAAUCUGUUGAGCUUAACGCUUGGGAUGAAUACUGUAGGAGCCCAUGGAAUCUCAAUAACUUGCCCAAGUUGAAAGGUUCGAUGCUGAGGGCUGUUCAUCAUAAUAUUACUGGUGUCAUGGUUCCCUGGCUGUAUAUUGGAAUGCUAUUCUCUGCUUUCUGUUGGCAUUUUGAAGAUCAUUGCUUUUAUUCAAUGAAUUACCUUCACUGGGGAGAACCUAAAUGCUGGUACAGUGUCCCUGGCAGUGAAGCUAGUGCUUUUGAGAAGGUGAUGCGGGAUUGUCUCCCUGAUCUAUUUGAUGCGCAACCUGACUUGCUCUUUCAGCUUGUUACAAUGUUAAAUCCAUCUGUCUUGCAAGAAAAUGGUGUCCCAGUCUAUAGUGUGCUACAGGAGCCAGGAAAUUUUGUCAUUACAUUCCCUAGAUCUUAUCAUGGAGGAUUCAAUUUGGGUUUAAAUUGUGCAGAGGCUGUGAAUUUUGCUCCUGCUGAUUGGUUACCACAUGGUGGGUCUGGGGCAGAGCUGUAUCAGUUAUAUCGUAAAGCUGCAGUUUUAUCUCAUGAGGAGCUUCUUUGUGUGGUGGCCAAGCAAAGUGAUUGGGAUAGCAAGGCAUCAACUUAUUUAAAAACAGAAUUGCUCAGAAUAUAUAAAAAUGAAAGGACAUGGAGGGAGAGGCUUUGGCUAAGUGGCAUAACAAGAUCAUCUCCCAUGUCUCCUCGGAAAUCUCCUGAAUUUGUGGGUACUGAAGAGGAUCCAACAUGCAUUAUAUGUAAGCAGUAUUUGUAUCUUUCUGCUGUUGUUUGCCGCUGCAGGCCAUCUUCUUUUGUCUGCCUGGAGCAUUGGGAACACCUCUGUGAGUGUAAAUCCAGUAAACUCCGUCUUCUCUAUCGUUAUACACUGGCAGAAUUGGCAGAUUUAGUGCUUAUGGUGGAUAAGAAUGCUUCAGAGGAGACACCACAAAAUGAUAGUUUACAAAGGAAUAUUUCAUCUUCCAAGGAACUAAAUGCUUUAAAAAAGGCGAAAGGUGCCCAUCAUACUCAACUUGCAGAACAAUGGCUUUCGCACUCGUGUAAGAUUUUGCAGAGUCCUUUUGAUGGUGAUGCAUGUACUAGUCUAUUAAAGGAAGCUGAACAGUUUCUCUGGGCUGGUGCUGAGAUGGAUUCGGUCCGGGAUGCAGUAAAGAAUCUGACUGCAGCUCGGAAAUGGGCACAAGGCUUAAGAGACUGUCUUUCUAAAAUUGAAAACUGGUCUCCUGGAGGUGAAUUUGAGAAAGUGACUCUUAAAUUGGUUAACAAAUUGCUUAGUGUUGAUCCUGUUCCCUGUAAUGAGCCUGGAUAUCUCAAGUUGAAGGAUUUUGCUGAAGAGGGCAAUUUGUUGGUUCACGACAUUGAUACUGCUUUAUCAAAGUGCUCUAAGAUUGAUGACUUGGAGUUAUUGUAUUCAAGGGCUUGCAGCUCACCAAUCCAUGUAGCACAAACUGAGAAGUUAUCACAGAAAAUCUCUUUGGUAAAGGUAUGGGUGGACAAUGCAAGGAAAGCUAUCUUUGAUGAACGGCCUGCAGCAGUGGAGGUUGACAUUCUUUACAAGUUAAAAUCCGAGAUAUUGGAGCUUCAGGUCCAAGUUCAGGAAAGAGAAAUGAUUUUUGAUAUUGUAUGCCUGGCUGAAUCAUAUCAGGCCCGGUGUAGAUAUUUGUUGAGUGGUUCCAUGACUCUAAAGGAUGUUGAAGUGCUUCUUCAAGAAAUGGCAAGUUUCAGUGUUAACAUACCGGAGUUGAGAGUUCUGAAGCAAUACCAGAUUGAUACUUCUUUUUGGAUCAUAUGCUUUAAUGAUAUUAUGAUAAAUAUCAAUCAGAGAGAGGAUCAACAAAGUGUUAUUAAUGAAUUAAAUUGCCUUAUAGAAGAUGGAGAGUCUUUGAAGAUUCGAGUCGAUGAGUUGUCACUUGUGAAGAUUGAGUUGAAGAAGGCUUGUUGCAGGGAAAAGGCAAUGAAGGCACGCAAUACAAAAAUGGCUUUGGACUUUCUUCAGCAACUGUUAGCAGAUGCUGUUGUUUUGCAGAUUGAGACAGAGGAGGUAUUUCUUAGUUUGUCUAGAGAACUUGCUGGUGCCCUGCAGUGGGAAGAAAGAGCAAAGGAUACACUUGCAUGCAAAGCUCAGAUGUCUGAAUUUGAGGAUCUUAUAAGGAUGUCGAACAACAUAGUUGCUAUUAUGCCUUCAUUAGAUGAUGUCCAAACUGCAAUAUCAGAGGCUAACUUAUGGUUAAAUAAUAGCAAGCAAUUUUUAGAAUCUGAUUUUUCUGAGUCAUCCACAUCUCGUUCUUUGCUGAAACUUGAUGAUUUGAAGGAGUUGGUUUCUCAGUUGAGAUAUCAUAAGAUGACAUUUAAGCAGCAAGAUGUGCUGGAAACUAUUUUUGAAGAUAGCAAGAGAUGGCAGCGUGAUGCGUAUUCUCUUCUGCAAGAUAUGGAGUGCCUGUAUGGUGUGACCGACAUUGGGGAUGGUAGGAGCAAUGGUCUUAUUUUGAAAAUCGAACAUCUUGUUAACUUGCUUGAAUCUAUCACAAAAGCUGGUUUAUCUCUUGGACUGGAUUUUCCUGAGAUUCCAAAGCUUCAAAAUGCUUGUUCUACACUGCAUUGGUGCAAUAAAGUCCUUUCUUUCUGCUAUUUGAUGCCUUCUUAUGAGAGGUUGCUUCCUGGGUUUAGAAAAGCCUUCAAUCCACAGAUUGACCGGAACCUGAAAGAGGGAAAUGAGAUAAACAUUUUACCUGAAGAUCACUUCAGAUCAAAGCUUUCAGAAUUGAAGGACAUCGGAUUGCAGUGGACUGAUCGUGCCAACAAGGUUGCAGCUGAUUCUGGGGCACUUGGCUUAGAUGGAGUUUAUGAACUUAUCAGCCUGGGAGAGAGUUUGCCAGUUUGCUUAAGGAAGGAACUUGAGGUAUUAAGAGUCCGAAGUAUGCUUCAUUGCAUUUGCCGAAAGCCGUAUGAUGAGAAAACCAUGAUUGCUUGCAGUCAAUGUGAGGAGUGGUACCAUGUCAGAUGCGUUAAAUUAACUUUCAGACCAAAGGUUUUUAUAUGUGCAGCUUGUAUGCCUGGGAGUGAACACCUGGUGUCCUCUUUGGACUCCUCAUUGGUUCAUGAGAGAUACAUGGACGCCAAAUUUGUGGAGCCGAAAACCCCGUCUCCGCGACAUAAAAAACCAGGAAUGAGAUCGAAGAAAUCUGAGUCUCAAAGAUCGCCGACAGUUGGAAAGAAUAGUGUAUUUGUUCAUCUGAGUGGGAUUGGGAUAGAUCGUUUAAGGUGGCAAAAUCGGAAGCCUUCUAGGAGAGCAGCGAAAAAGCGUGCUGAGUUGGAUAGUCUACAAUUUUUCCAUACACUACACGGCCGAUAACCUCAUAAACGAUUGUUAGCUAUUAGCAGUUAGCAGUUAACAAACAUUGCAUUAAUUCGAUUGAUUCUUGUGGCCAAAGCCCCUCUGUACAUUUUGUCAGCCCAAUAAUCAAUUAUAUGCAUUUUUCA